ACCGGACUGGCUGUGCCCACGAUACCCUGAAUGCCAAGCGCAGUGGAAGCAGAGGAGACUGUGUCCCGUUAGCUCCUCCCUCCCUUAUCCCUUUAGUUUGGGUUUGUUUCUAUUUAUUUUGUGGCUGGGUUUGGGCAUGGCCUUGGCUGGAUGUGAGGCUGCUGCGAUGUGGCUCCUUUGGCUCAAGCACCACUUGUCCAUCAACGUUUGGACCUUGCUGCUCUUGGGGAGCACCUGGCUACCGCUGGCGGAAGGCAGCCCCAAGUCUCCCUUUAGGACUUUCCCGGUUUCAGACUGGAGCUUGACGCACUUGGUGGUCCACAACAAAACCGGGGAGGUCUACGUGGGGGCUGUCAAUCGGAUCUACAAGCUCUCCAACAACCUCACGCUCCUGCGGACGCACGUGACGGGCCCCGUGGAGGACAAUGAGAAGUGUUACCCUCCGCCCAGCGUCCAGUCCUGCCCGCACGGGCUGGUCACCACCAACAACGUGAACAAACUGCUGCUGGUGGACUACUCGGGGAACCGGCUCAUCGCCUGCGGCAGUGCCUCGCAGGGUAUCUGCCAGUUCCUGCGGCUCGAUGACCUCUUCAAGCUGGGCGAGCCCCACCACCGCAAGGAGCACUACCUCUCCAGCGUCAACGAGUCGGGCACCAUGUCUGGGGUCAUCAUCGAGGUGCUGAACGGGCAGAACAAGCUCUUCAUUGGGACGCCCAUUGAUGGGAAGUCGGAGUACUUCCCCACCCUGUCCAGCCGCAAGCUGAUGGCCAACGAGGAGAACGCGGAGAUGUUUGGCUUUGUCUACCAGGACGAGUUUGUGUCCUCACAGCUCAAGAUCCCCUCGGAUACGCUCUCCAAGUUCCCCACCUUCGACAUCUACUACAUCUACAGCUUCAGCAGCGAGCAGUUUGUGUACUACCUGACCCUGCAGCUGGACACCCAGCUCACCUCGCCCGACUCCACCGGGGAGCAGUUCUUCACCUCCAAGAUUGUCCGCCUCUGUGUGGAUGACCCCAAGUUCUACUCCUACGUGGAGUUCCCCAUCGGCUGCGUGCAGGACGGCAUCGAGUACCGCCUCAUCCAGGACGCCUACCUGACCAAGCCUGGCAAGGCUUUGGCCAAGUACCUGGGCAUCUCGGAGCAGGAGGAUAUCCUCUUCACCAUCUUCUCCCAGGGCCAGAAAAACAGGGUUAAGCCUCCCAAGGAGUCUGUGCUCUGCCUCUUCACGUUGAAGAAGAUCAAGGAUAAGAUCAAGGAGCGUAUCCAGUCGUGCUACAGAGGGGAAGGGAAGCUCUCGCUGCCCUGGCUCUUGAAUAAGGAGCUGGGCUGCAUCAACUCGCCGCUGCAGAUCGACGACAACUUCUGCGGGCAGGAUUUUAACCAGCCCCUGGGCGGGACCGUCACCAUCGAGGGGACCCCGCUCUUCGUGGACAAGGAGGAUGGGAUGACCUCGGUGGCUGCCUACGACUACAGGGGACAGACCGUCGUGUUCGCGGGCACGCGGAGCGGGAAGAUCAAGAAGAUCCUGGUGGACCUGCCAGCCGAGAGGAAGCACCAAGCGCUGCAGUACGAGAACGUCGUGGCCCACGAGGGCAGCUCCAUCCUGCGGGACCUGGUGCUGAGCCCUGAUCGCCAGCACAUCUAUGCCAUGACUGAGAAGCAGGUGACACGGGUGCCGGUGGAGAGCUGUGAGCAGUACGAGAGCUGUGAGCUGUGCCUGGGCUCCCGGGACCCCCACUGUGGCUGGUGUGUCCUCCACAAUGUAUGCUCACGCAAGGACCGGUGCGAGCGGGCGGACGAGCCGCAGCGCUUCGCCUCCGACCUGCGGCAGUGUGUGCAGCUCUCCAUCCAGCCCAAGAACAUCUCCGUCACCAUGUCUGAGGUCCCGCUGGUCCUGCAGGCCUGGAAUGUCCCAGACCUCUCGGCAGGAGUCAACUGCUCCUUUGAAGACUUCACCGAGUCCGAGAGCCGCAUUGAAGAUGGGAGGAUCUACUGCAGCUCUCCCUCUGCCAAGGACGUCAUCCCCAUCACCAGAGGCCGCGGGGACAAGCGAGUGGUGAAGCUCUACCUGAAAUCGAAGGAGACGGGGAAGAAGUUUGCCUCCGUGGAUUUUGUUUUCUACAACUGCAGCGUCCAUCAGUCCUGCCUGUCCUGUGUGAACGGCUCCUUCCCCUGCCACUGGUGCAAGUACCGCCACAUCUGCACCCACAACGCUGCCGACUGCUCCUUCCUGGAGGGACGUGUCAAGCUCUCCGAGGACUGCCCCCAGAUCCUGCCCUCCACCCAGAUCUACAUCCCCGUUGGGGUGGUGAAACCCAUCACCCUGACGGCCAAGAACCUGCCGCAGCCGCAGUCCGGGCAGCGCAACUACGAGUGCAUCUUCCACAUCCCUGGCAGCACCACCCGUGUCACCGCCCUGCGCUUCAACAGCACCAGCAUCCAGUGCCAGAACACCUCGUAUUUCUAUGAAGGGAAUGACAUCAGCGACCUGCCAGUCAACUUGUCCGUGGUCUGGAAUGGGAACUUUGUCAUUGACAACCCCCAGAACAUCCAGGCCCACCUGUACAAGUGCUCGGCGCUGCGGGAGAGCUGCGGGCUGUGCCUCAAGGCUGACCCGCGCUUCGAGUGCGGCUGGUGCGUGUCGGAGCGGCGCUGCUCGCUGCGGCAGCACUGCCUGGCCUACGAGAGCAGCUGGAUGCACGCCACCAGUGGCAACAGCCGCUGCACCGACCCCAAGAUCACCAAGCUGUUCCCUGAGACCGGCCCCAGGCAAGGAGGGACCCGUCUGACCAUCACUGGCGAGAACCUGGGCCUCAAGUUUGAAGAUGUUCGCUGGGGCGUUCGGGUUGGCAAAGUGAUGUGCAUCCCCAUCGAGAGCGAGUACAUCAGCGCUGAGCAGAUCGUGUGUGAGAUCGGAGAUGCCAGCCCGAGCAAGGUCCACGAGGCACGGGUCGAAGUGUGCAUCCGCGACUGCUCGCCCAGCUACCGGGCCACGUCCCCCAAGAGCUUCACCUUCGUGACACCCACUUUCUCCCGCGUGAUCCCAGCUCGGGGUCCUCUCUCCGGCGGCACCUGGAUCGCCAUCGAAGGCAGCCACCUCAACGCCGGCAGCAACGUCUCUGUCACCAUCGGGGGACGGCCCUGUGCUUUUUCCUGGUGAGGGGCACAGAGGGGAUGCCCGGUUGAGAUCCGGUGCAGGACCCCUCCUGGGCACAGCCCCGGCGGCUCUCCCAUCCUCAUCAACAUCAACCGGGCAGAGCUGAGCAACCCCGAGGUGAAGUACAACUACACCGAGGACCCCACCAUCCAGAAGAUCGAUCCCGAGUGGAGCAUCAACAGUGGUGGGACGCUGCUGACUGUGACCCGCCCAACUUGGCACCAUCAAAGAGCCAGGAUCCGGGCCAGUACGUGCAGCUCUGAAAGGGAGAACAACUGCACCGUCUACAACGACACGACCAUGGUGUGCUACGCUCCCUCCAUCGACAACCCUGUGCGGAGCCCUCCGGAGGUGGGCGACCGCCCGGAUGAGAUUGGCUUCAUCAUGGAUAACGUCCAGGCCCUGCUCAUCAUCAACACCACCAACUUCGUCUACUACCCAGACCCUGUCUUCGAGCCCCUCAGCCCCACGGGGAUGCUGGAGCUGAAGCCCAGCUCUCCCCUCAUCCUCAAGGGCAGGAACCUGCUCCCACCGGCUGCUGGUAACUCCCGCCUGAACUACACGGUGCUGAUCGGAGACACCCCCUGCACCCUGACAGUGUCUGAGACCCAGCUCCUCUGCGAGUCCCCCAACCUCACCGGCCAGCACAAAGUCACGAUCAAGGCUGGAGGGUUCGAGUUCUCCCCGGGAACGCUGCAGAUCUACUCGGACAGCCUGCUCACCCUGCCUGCCAUCAUUGGGAUCGGUGGAGGAGGUGGCCUGCUCCUCCUCAUCAUCAUCAUCGUCCUCAUCGCAUACAAGCGCAAAUCCCGGGAUGCUGACCGGACCCUGAAACGCCUCCAGCUGCAGAUGGACAACCUGGAGUCCCGGGUGGCCCUGGAAUGCAAAGAGGCCUUCGCUGAGCUGCAGACUGACAUCAAUGAGCUGACCAACGACCUGGACGGCGCCGGCAUCCCCUUUCUGGAUUACCGCACCUACGCCAUGCGCGUUCUCUUCCCGGGGAUAGAAGACCACCCCUUUGCUCUAUCCUUGCAGGUCCAGGCAAACGUGGAGAAGUCCCUGACCCUCUUUGGGCAGCUCCUGAACAAGAAGCACUUCUUGCUGACCUUCAUCCGCACGCUGGAGGCUCAGCGCAGCUUCUCCAUGCGGGACCGCGGCAACGUGGCCUCGCUCAUCAUGACGGCGCUGCAGGGCGAGAUGGAGUACGCCACGGGCGUGCUGAAGCAGCUCCUCUCCGACCUCAUUGAGAAGAACCUGGAGAGUAAGAACCAUCCCAAACUGCUCCUGAGGAGGACGGAGUCGGUGGCAGAGAAGAUGCUGACGAAUUGGUUCACGUUUCUGCUGUACAAGUUUCUGAAGGAGUGUGCUGGGGAACCGCUCUUCAUGCUCUACUGCGCCAUCAAGCAGCAGAUGGAGAAGGGGCCCAUUGAUGCCAUCACAGGAGAGGCUCGCUACUCCCUCAGCGAAGAUAAGCUGAUCCGGCAGCAAAUUGACUACAAAAUGCUGACCCUCAACUGCGUGAACCCUGAGAAUGAGAACGCCUCAGAGAUCCCUGUCAAGGUGCUGAACUGCGACACCAUCACGCAGGUGAAAGAGAAGCUGCUGGACGCUGUCUACAAGGGGGUGCCCUAUUCCCAGCGCCCCAAAGCCGGAGACAUGGACCUGGAGUGGCGGCAGGGCAGGAUGGCCCGGAUCAUACUGCAGGAUGAGGAUGUCACCACAAAGAUUGACAAUGACUGGAAGAGGCUGAACACCCUGGCCCACUACCAGGUGACAGACGGCUCCUCGGUGGCCCUGGUGCCCAAGCAGAACUCAGCGUACAACAUCUCCAACUCCUCCACCUUCACCAAGUCCCUCAGCAGAUACGAGAGCAUGCUGCGCACAGCCAGCAGCCCCGACAGCCUGCGCUCCCGGACCCCCAUGAUCACCCCCGACCUGGAGAGUGGCACCAAGCUCUGGCACCUGGUGAAGAACCACGACCACAUGGACCAGCGCGAGGGCGACCGAGGCAGCAAGAUGGUCUCCGAAAUCUACCUGACCCGCCUGUUGGCCACCAAGGGCACCCUGCAGAAGUUCGUGGAUGACCUGUUUGAAACCAUCUUCAGCACAGCACAUCGUGGGAGCGCGCUGCCCCUCGCCAUCAAAUACAUGUUUGAUUUCCUGGAUGAACAAGCUGAUAAGCAUCAGAUCAAUGAUUACGAUGUCAGGCACACCUGGAAGAGUAACUGUCUACCUCUACGUUUUUGGGUGAAUGUGAUUAAGAACCCCCAGUUUGUGUUCGACAUUCACAAGAACAGUAUUACUGAUGCCUGCCUAUCCGUGGUGGCUCAGACAUUCAUGGACUCCUGCUCAACUUCUGAGCACAAGCUAGGAAAAGACUCUCCCUCCAACAAACUACUGUACGCCAAGGACAUCCCCAACUACAAGAGCUGGGUAGAAAGAUAUUAUGCAGAUAUAGCUAAAAUGCCAGCGAUCAGCGACCAGGACAUGAGCGCGUACCUGGCGGAGCAGUCGCGGUUACACCUCAGCCAGUUCAACAGCAUGAGCGCGCUGCACGAGAUCUACUCCUACAUCACCAAGUACAAAGACGAGAUCCUAGCCGCGCUGGAGAAGGACGAGCAGGCGCGGCGGCAGCGGCUGAGGAGUAAGCUGGAGCAGGCGAUCGACACAAUGGCCUUAAGCAGCUGAGACGGCGGCAGCGCGGUGCCAGCACCGAGGCAGCGGCGGCGGCACGGAACCGACCAGGGCACCCGUGGCCAGAAGAAGACUUUGGGGCUGGGACCGGCCGGACCCACGGACCCGCCGCGUCUCCGCACGCUUCCCACCAACGAACAAGGAAACCUCCUCGCGCUCCAGCGGAUCAAACCCCAACCCACAUCCCGAUGGCAGCGGCAACGUCGAUAACACCCCCUUGACCCACACACGAACCACACCCCCCAAUCCAACCGGGAUGCAGCAGGGACCUUGCAGAGAGGCGAUGCCGGGGGGGGGACGAGAAGGGGGUCACUUGCCCCAUGGACCCGCUGGGCAUCCCUUGCCCGGGCAGAGCCCACGAGGACGGAGGGUCGGGACCGCGGGGCUUGAGGAUGGCGUUGGGAUGUUGUUGUUGCUUUGGUGGAGGGAGGGGGGUGGGCUCCUGUUUUUACUGUUCUUGACUUGCUCUCCCCUCCUUCCUCCUGCUCUCCUCCUCCUCUUCCUCUCUGGUUUUCUGUCUCUCCCCCCUUCUCUCUCUCUCUCUGGCCUUCUGCCGCUAGUGUUAACUGCUACAUUUGCACAAUUUACAUGAGACAAAAUUUUUAAUUUAAAGAGAAAAUAACAAAAAAAUGGGAGGGGAAAAGACAAGAAAAAACCCAACCAAUAUUCUACUAAAUUUUUGCAAUGAACUAACAAAACUGGUUUUAAAAACUGAGCUAAAGGACUGAUGCUGGGGAGGUUUGGGGGUGGGCAGGAAAGGGAGGAAUCCCUGAGCUUUUUGAUAUUUCUGAACUACGUCCUGUGCCAUGUUUUAUUUGAAUGUUGUUUAGUGCGGAAAAACACAAAAAAUAGUUAAAAAAAAAAGAGUGGGAGUUUUGUUAGCUGAGUAGAUGCUCUUAUUGAAAUGCUGCUGGAAUGGGUCCGGAGGUCAGGGUCAGAGAGGAAGGGGGGUCCCAAGGUUGGCUUUUACUUUUCCUGGCGGAGCACUAUGGAGUGGUCGGUGUUUUGUUGGGCUUAUCCCUGUUUUCCCGGCCCAUUGGCCAUGGGGAGGUCUUGGAAGCGCUGCCCAUGGGACGAUGCUGGGGCUUGGGGGCUGCUGGGGGGUUUGUGCAGGGCCAGCCUGGGGUUUAUGGCAGAUCCCUUGGUGCUGGAGCAGCCUUAACGAAGCCUCUUUAUGUUUUUUUCCUCCUCAUCAUCUUGUGCUGAUGCCGGGGAAGGGACCAGAUCCAUGGGGAAAGGGGAGGCAGCUCCUUUAUGUCUCCCAACUGUCAUCCCUGUGGCAAACCCCUCCAGGUGGCCACCCCACCAGGGGACUGGGAUGCUCGGCUGCAUGGGGCUGUCCACCCGGGAAGCCCACAUGUGUGCAGGACUUCCCGCCCCAGAUCGACCUUUCUUUCUCUGUCUUUUCCUUCUUUCUCCCCUUUUCCCUCCUCGCUGUCACCCCGUCUCCCCUCUACCACCUCCAUCCUGCCGGGGGGUUCACUGGGAACCCCGAGGUUCUCCCUCAGCCGCCCCCUUGGGAAUGUCAGAUCCUCGCAGGUUUGUGCUUUCCAGAGAUGCAAAGGUGCUGAAUGCUGCUCCAGACAGCAGCAGGUGACCAAAAACUUCCCAAAACCAUGAGCAAAACCCUUUCCUUUCCUGUACCAAGAGCUCCCGUCGCUGCCCAGCCCAUGGCACAUGGAGCCAGGCUCUGCCAGGAGCGAGUGGCUGUCGAAAUCCAAGUGGGAAGAAGCCCAGUUGAUUUCUGUCCGUUCCCUUAAAUCACAAGUUAAGGGGGGGAGAGAGGGAGAAAUAAUGAAGUUUUUAAUUAAAAAAAAGAAAAAAAAAAUAAAGUGUGUAUAUAUAUAUAUGUGGUUACAAUCUAAUUCUCGUGCCCCAGUGGGGUGCUGUAUAGUAAACGGAAGGAGAAUGGAACCAGUAUAACUAUGAAAUGAAUUUACACAGCCAGUUUAAAACAAACAACUAAAGCGAGAAAAGAAACCAAAUGGUCUGGAAGGAGUUUCCAAGCCUUUCUCACCACGCAGAACAAGCGUUUGAAGCCUGCACAUCUCUCAUUAUGUUGUGAUUUCGUUUGGUUUGGUUUUGUUUUAAGAAGGAGGGAAAGGAAGAAGAUGCUGAUUCAAAAGAAUGACAGAAAAGAAAAAACCCAACCACCAACCCAACCACAACAGCAAAACUGUGUUUGCAAAAGAAGUGAGAACUGUUUCCCUACGAACCCCGAGCUGUGGCUGGAUUCCUGAGAGCUGUGGGCUGUUGCAUGACUGUGCUAGAUUUUAGUCUGAGUUGAUCUUUUUAAGAAAAAGAAGAAAAAAGACCCUAUGAAACAACCCCCUGCAAGUGUUCACUAUUCGAGCUUUCUUUAGACCUAUUUUUAAUUUCAUUUGAAAUCAGUUUGUCACUUUCUUGGCCAAAAGAAUCAAAAAAAAAAAAAAAAAAGGCAAAAAGAAAAAGUCUUCAGAGGUUCACGUCUCAAAUGUGGUAUUUGGGAGCCUUAAAGGACACUUGUAAGUGGCCACUGCCGGCUGCUAGCACCCCCCUUGGGAGUCCCUUGGGGGGUCCUAUGUACACCCGCUGCCAUGGGGCAGAGGGGUGCUUGGGGCUCACUUUGGUGUGAGGUUGUCCCAAAGCUGCUUCCUUAGGGCAUUGGUGGAGGUCCUGGAUAUCGCCUGGAGGAUGGUGGCCGUGCAUCGGUGGUUGUUGUGAUCCAGUGGAAGGGGAGAGGUGGCUUCGAAGUGUCUCUGAAAGCAGCCUGGUGUGGUGGUAAGAGCAUCUUGGGGAGCUUUGGUUUGAGGGAGCCAAAGGUGUGGUUUUUGUGGUGAUUGAGAGGGGAUGGUGGGACCCUGCCCAUUGCUGGUUGGAGGGGAUGGAGAUGGGUUGCUAGGAGUGUUCCUUGUUGACAGUCGAGGGCUGGAAGCACUGUAAGAACAGAGAGUUUAUUGGCCUGAUGCUUUCCCAGCAGUGAUGCUGUGGGAAGUUCCACCUGAACAUAAGGAAGAGCUGCUUUACUGUGUGACUGAGCACUGGAAUAGGUGCCUGGAGAGGUUGUAGAGUCUUCUUCCCUGGAGAUACUCAAGAGCCAUCUGGACACAACCCUGAGUAAUGCGCUCUGGGUGACCCUGCUUGAGCAGGGAGGUUGGACCAGAUGACCUGUGGUGGUCCCUUCUUUCAACUGUCUUUUGAUUCUAUGAGUGCCCCCUUGGCCAGGCUGGAAGGACAGGCAAGUUUCUUGGCCAUGGUGGGCCCAGGUUGGAUUUGGGCAGCAGAGAGCUUCCUUGGGGGUCAUGCUGGCAGUGCCGUGGUGUGGCUGUGCUCUUUGGGCUCCCCUUCUGCUGUGGCUUGGCUCUUCCCACCCCAUAGCGAUGCUGAGAGCCCAUGGUGUUGGUCCUGGGGAUGGGUUCCCGUUGGCUUCCUCCUGGGGCAGCUUUGGGGUGUCUGCGGUUUGCUCCACCAAAGGAUGCCCCCAGCACCCCUCCACCCCUGCAGGGUCCCGUUGCUGCCGCUGACGGGUGGUGGUGGUCGAUGAGGUUAGCAUUGCAAUGCUGCCUGCAGCCUCCGGUGCUCCUUGGUGCUACCUUUGCCUUUCAUGUGAUGAUGCCCAGCGUCCUUAAUCAUGCCAGGCAGCCUGUCCUUCCUUACCCCUGCCUGGCCAUCCCUGCCUAACCCUGCCUAGGAACUGGGAAAGGCAGGGAGAGGCUGGGAAGCAUUCACAGGACUCUUCUUACUGGUGGUAUCACCCAUAAGGUGAAGCAUCCCCAGCCCUGAGCCUGCAUUUUGGGGAGUUCCUGGAGUCCCUCCCUGCCUUGCUCUGCUCACAUUGCCUUUUCUCUUCAGUUUGGGGUUCAAACCCAAGCGCAGUCCAGCCUGGAAGCAGCCCUGGUGUCCCCAGGAGCCCUGUGUCACCCCAAGGGCUGGUUCCAGCCUGGGGACAGGGAGCAGAGGAAUGGGUGGUGGGAUCCCCCCUGGGCUCACCUGCUCCCGACCAAAGCGCACAACGAGCUGUCCUUUAGGAAAGCAACGGGAAACCAAAUGUGGACCCGGUGAAAGGCAGAGAUUUAAUAGUUUUAAAACAUGAAAUGGGGAAAAAGAUGAUGAUAAUAAUGAUAAUAAUAAUGAUAAUAAUCGGGAGUCCUGAUGACCUUUCUGUGAUUGUUUCAGACUUGAAGCAACAGGCCAGCGUGGCUGGUCGACCGCCCUUUGAUCGUGUAAAUAUCCUGCUAUUUCCUAUUUUAAUGGUCUUCAGAUUUAGUACUUGUAAAUAAACACACGCAUCAAGGAGAGAUUAAACAUUUUUGCUAAA
This is a messenger RNA of Strigops habroptila (Kakapo), 10148 nucleotides long. RefSeq names its product plexin A1 (gene PLXNA1). Lineage: Eukaryota; Metazoa; Chordata; Aves; Psittaciformes; Psittacidae. Gene Ontology annotation, molecular function: protein binding; semaphorin receptor activity. The transcript has 31 exons. Gene Ontology annotation, biological process: regulation of cell shape; negative regulation of cell adhesion; regulation of cell migration. Gene Ontology annotation, cellular component: semaphorin receptor complex. The record is from RefSeq and is a predicted model, not a curated record.